Messenger RNA from Anoplopoma fimbria (sablefish), 1761 nucleotides. It is a transcript of the gene mex3a, whose product is annotated as mex-3 RNA binding family member A. The record is from RefSeq and is a predicted model, not a curated record. Gene Ontology annotation, molecular function: RNA binding. Lineage: Eukaryota; Metazoa; Chordata; Actinopteri; Perciformes; Anoplopomatidae.
AUAGGAAGGAGGAGGGGGUGAGGAGGAGGAGGAGGAGGAGGAGGAGGAGGCGGCACGGGUGCUGUUUCUCCAGUCUCUUUCCCCUGUCUUUGUCUCACACACUCUUUUGUUAGCCAUGCCUAGCCUGCUGGUUCUAGCAGGGAUCAUGGAGAAAAACGGGGGCUAUGCCGGGGAUCUGGCCGGCUCCGGCUUCGGAGGCGAAGGUCUCCUGGUGCCGCCCGACGAGGAGGAAGACGACUCCCGUGCCCUCAGGGUCGCGCUGGGCCAGCUGUCUCUGCUGGGGCUCGGGGAAGGCGAGGACGGUGGUGGUGGUGGAGGUGGAGGAGGAGGAGGUGGUGGUGGUGGUGGUGGUGGAGCCCCGACGACGGGAGUGCAGGACCGGAGCAAUAAUAACAACAACCACCACAACCACGCGAACAACGUCGGGGACGCGGCGAUCCUGCAAGGGAAGAGCAAGUUGUGCGCGUUGUACGAGAGCUCCUCAAGUGAGACGAAGGGACGCGGCUGCAACAUCACAGAAUGCGUCCCGGUGCCCAGCUCUGAACAUGUGGCCGAGAUAGUGGGGAGACAAGGUUGCAAGAUCAAAGCCCUGCGGGCCAAGACCAACACCUACAUCAAAACCCCCGUCAGAGGAGAGGAGCCCGUGUUCUUAAUCACUGGCCGGAAGGAGGAUGUUGCACUGGCCCGCCGUGAAAUCAUCUCCGCCGCAGAGCACUUCUCCAUGCUCCGGGCGUCCCGCAACAAGCUGGGAGUGUCCUUUAGCGGCUCCCCGCCCACGCCGCUGCCAGGUCAGACCACCAUUCAGGUGAGAGUGCCAUACCGUGUCGUUGGGCUGGUAGUGGGGCCGAAAGGCUCCACCAUCAAACGCAUCCAGCAGCAAACCUGCACCUACAUCGUCACCCCGAGUCGAGACCGCGACCCCGUCUUUGAGAUCACGGGGUCGCCGAGCAACGCCGAGAGGGCCCGCGAGGAGAUCGAAGCACACAUCGCCUUCCGAACGGGAGGCCUGCACGACCACAACAAUGAGAAUGACUGUCUGGGGCCCAACGGUGGGAGCAGCCCGGCGGGCAGCAGCGGCGGUCUGGAGAGCCGGCUACAGCAGGUGUGGGGGCUGCAGGGGGAGCGCAAGCCUCUCACCAGCAGCUACCGCCAGAACUUCUCAGAUGCCAUGGUGGGAGGGGGAGGGGGAGGCGAGGGAGUGGGAAUCUACAGCAAGAGCAACUUCUCCAGCUCCGGAGAGAAGCCGUGCUCAUAUUUUGGAUCGGAGGGCACCCAGAGCUGGGACCCAGACUACCCCAAACAGGUGGCCUUCUACGCCCAGCAGCGCUCCAAGAGCUUCGGAGGCCUCCCGCUCCCGCUGACCAGACUCUCCCCGGCUUAUCCGAGUCCUGCGGGCGUUAGCAACAACAACAACAACUCGUCAGUCACCAGCAUCGUGUCCGUAUCCGGCUCGCCUCACGCCCAGGCCCGCCGCGCCCACAGUGAGCCCACCUCGGCCGGCGAGGGCUUCCCGGGCCGUCUGCCAGUGCCGGACUCGCCACCGAUCACUGUGCGGGACUGCAUGACCUGCUUUGAAAGCAAAGUGACGGCUGCCUUGGUGCCCUGUGGCCACAACCUCUUCUGCAUGGAGUGUGCCAUCCGAAUCUGUGAGCUCAACCACCCGGAGUGCCCCGUGUGCCACACCCAGGUCACACAGGCCAUCCGAAUAUUCUCUUAAGGAACCACAUCAGUUUUUAUCAUUAGUUUCGUCAGUGUUUGUUC